UAAUCUUUCUCUCGUCUCGAUCGGCGAGAGAAGAAUUCGAUUCCGGAUCGCUGUCGCAAACUCUCCCAAAUCUUUCCCUUCUCCGUCUUGGUUCGGAAUUCGGGUUCUUCUCAUCCGAUUCCUCCAUCCAAUCUCUGUCACGGGUCGCAUUAGGGUUUUGGUCUUACACCCUUCUAGGGUUUUGGAACCUCGAAUUUGAAGUCGGGAAUUAGUCUGACAGCGCUGAAGGUUCGGCGGGAGCGGUGGAAGACAUAGGUGAGGAUGAUCACCGAGAAGCCUAGCUGGGUUACGCAUGAGGGGAUGCAGAUCUUCUCCAUCGACAUCCAAGCCGGAGGUCUCCGGUUUGCCACUGGUGGCGGAGACCACAAGGUCCGAAUAUGGAACAUGAAAUCAGUAGCAACGGACUCUGAAAAUGACUCUUCAAACCCAAGAUUGCUGGCUACUCUGCGUGAUCACUUUGGAUCAGUCAAUUGUGUUAGGUGGGCUAAGCAUGGUAGAUUUCUUGCCUCUGGAUCGGAUGAUCAUGUCAUUCUUAUUCAUGAGAGAAAACCUGGGUCAGGUACUACUGAAUUUGGCAGUGGAGAGCCUCCAGAUGUGGAAAAUUGGAAAGUCACUAUGACAUUGAGGGGUCAUACUGCAGAUGUGGUAGAUCUCAAUUGGUCUCCGGAUGACUUAACAUUAGCUAGUGGUAGUUUGGAUAACACAAUUCAUAUAUGGAACAUCACGACCGGCAUCUGCACUGCUGUAUUAAGAGGGCAUUCCAGCUUAGUCAAAGGGGUUACUUGGGAUCCUAUUGGUUCUUUUAUAGCAAGCCAGUCAGAUGAUAAGACUGUCAUCAUAUGGAGAACCAGCGACUGGAGUUUGGCCCACAGGACAGAAGGCCACUGGUCAAAAUCGCUUGGCUCUACAUUUUUCAGACGACUUGGGUGGUCACCUUGUGGCCAUUUCAUCACUACGACUCAUGGCUUUCAGAAACCUAGACACUCAGCCCCAGUACUGGAAAGGGGCGAAUGGUCUGCUACCUUUGACUUUCUAGGUCACAAUGCCCCUAUUAUUGUGGUAAAGUUUAACCACUCUAUGUUUCGGAAGCAUUUUUCUAAUACUCAAGAAGCAAACACUGCACCUGCUGGAUGGACCAAUGGGGCAUGUAGGACUACAUCAAAAGAAUUCCAGCCGUAUAAUGUGAUUGCAAUUGGAAGUCAGGACCGCACUAUAACUGUAUGGACAACAGCGAGUGCCCGCCCUCUGUUUGUUGCUAAACAUUUUUUCACACAAAGUGUUGUAGAUUUAUCAUGGAGUCCUGAUGGCUAUGCACUUUUUGCCUGCUCCUUGGAUGGGACAGUGGCCACUUUCCAUUUUGAAGUGAAGGAGUUAGGGCAUCGAUUAACUGAUACUGAGCUGGAUGAGAUAAAGAGAAGUCGAUAUGGAGAUGUCAGAGGAAGGCAAGCAAACUUAGCUGAAAGUGCUGCACAGUUGUUGCUAGAAGCAGUAUGUGCUAAGCAAUCAGUGAGCAAAAAAGGAGCAUCCAACAUUGAGCAAAAUCAGAUAUCUGGAAAUGCUUCCAUGGAUCCAAUAAAUGGAAUCAAUAGCCAGUUAGUUCAAAAGGCUCCUGAAGCCCAAGCUGGAGAUGACAAGAAAAAUGGAGGAGCCAAUAUGGAUGGUUCAAAUAAAAUGCCACCUGUCCAGUUAUCAAGUCCUCCAAAACAAAGAGAAUAUCGUCGUCCUGAUGGGCGAAAAAGAAUAAUCCCUGAAGCAGUUGGAGUUCCUGCAUAUGAGGAAAAUCUAUCUGCAGCCCAAGCUCAACUGGUGGAGUUUUCUUCCUUGGCUUUGGAUCAAGUGAAGGAUGAUCGUAAUGCUGUUGCAGAUGGUGGGGUAAAAGAAGCUUCCCUGAAGAGGCCAUUUAGUGGAAGCUAUGGUGCAUAUAGCUACUCUGACAAGUGCAACAACUGUGGAUCUAAAGAGCGUUCUGGACUCACUGCUAGGGCUAACAUUAAUGACAGCCUUAUUAUUGAGAAAGCACCAGCAUUGACUAGCACUGAUGGAAGGACAAAUGUAGAACACAUGGGAUCUAUAGGUAUGACGAGUUAUCUGAUGACUUCCGGUGCUCUUUCUAUUCGGGUAUCCAAUAAGAAAGACGGGGAAGAUAGUUUACCGAUUUGCUUGGAAGCUAAGCCCGUAGAACGAUCAGUACAUGAUGUAAUUGGUGUUAGCAAUUCAGUUUUUACAAAAGAAACUGAAAUAAGUUGCACGAAAGGAUCUGAAACUCUGUGGUCUGACCGUAUAUCUGGAAAUGUAACUGUCUUAGCUGGAAAUGCGAACUUUUGGGCUGUUGGUUGUGAAGAUGGCUGCCUACAGAUCUAUACUAAAUGUGGAAGACGAGCAAUUCCAGCCAUGAUGAUGGGAUCUGCUGCAGUUUUUGUAGACUGUGAUGAGUCUUGGAAGUUACUUCUUGUUACAAGGAGAGGCUUGCUGUAUGUCUGGGAUCUUUUUAACAGGACUUGCAUUUUGCAUGAAUCUUUAUCUUCUCUAGUUACUUCAAGGGAGGAUUCGUCAGCAAAAGAUGCUGGUACAAUAAGAAUUAUAUCUGCAAGAUUUUCAAGAUCUGGUUCACCCUUGGUUGUUCUUGCCACGCGUCAUGCCUUUCUGUUUGACAUGAGCCUGAUGUGCUGGCUAAGGAUAGCUGAUGACUGCUUCCCAGCUUCAAACUUUUCAAGUUCUUUUAACUUGAGUCAUAUUCAAAGUGGUGAAUUGGGCAAAUUGCAGGUUGAUGUUAGCAAAUUCAUGGCAAGAAAGCCAAGUUGGACUAGAGUGACGGGUGACGGGACACAGACACGUGCACAUUUGGAAACACAGUUGGCAUCAUCACUUGUUUUAAAAUCACCUAAUGAAUAUCGUCAGUGCCUUCUAUCUUAUAUACGGUUUCUUGCAAGAGAAGCUGAUGAGUCCCGAUUGCGUGAAGUUUGUGAGAGUUUUCUUGGCCCUCCUACAGGAAUGGCUGACGCCACACUUGUGGACUCGAAGAAACCAGCAUGGGACCCCUAUGUGCUUGGAAUGAAAAAGCAGAAACUCCUCAGGGAAGAUAUUCUUCCAGCCAUGGCAUCGAACAGGAAGGUCCAACGGCUGCUAAAUGAAUUCAUGGACCUUCUUUCCGAAUACGAAACCAAUGGCACUAAUGCCGAUCAUAUGGAUGUUGACGGUCAAACAAAUGAUGCCAACAUAUAAAGUUUGGUAUUUAUCCUAUUUUAUUUUCAACUUUGUUCAAAAUAUAGUUGGUCCGAUUCAUGUGACAGAAUGUAACAGAAUUAAUGUGCUAUAUAUAAAAGCCAAAAUGAUUCAUCUGUAUCUUU
Musa acuminata subsp. malaccensis (wild Malaysian banana) is the source of this 3347-nucleotide messenger RNA. RefSeq names its product protein HIRA. Gene Ontology annotation, molecular function: nucleosome binding; protein binding. Gene Ontology annotation, cellular component: nucleus; HIR complex; chromatin. Gene Ontology annotation, biological process: regulation of DNA-templated transcription; chromatin remodeling; DNA-templated transcription. The record is from RefSeq and is a predicted model, not a curated record. Lineage: Eukaryota; Viridiplantae; Streptophyta; Magnoliopsida; Zingiberales; Musaceae.